AAUGUGAAUAUGGUGAAGGGGAUGUUCAUCAGUCAAAAUCCGACUAUGUCAAUUCACAACUGACCGACUGAUUCACCCAAAAGAACACCAAAUAUCUUCACUUUGCUAUGCGGGAGGUGUUCAAUAGGUAGCGCAAAAUAAUGCUCAAAGCUAUAUCUUCUGGGUUUGUUUACUAUAGAUUCAGAAAUUGUGGGCUCUCCUUAAUUCCUUCAAGGAAACCAACAUUUAACACUAAUUCAUUAUUAUUGCGAGCUUCUCAAGUGCGCAGUCAAAAGGGUCGUUUUAGAAUGUCUUCAACUCAUUCUAAGUCAAACCCACAAGGGGCAGUCCAGUCAACUAUUCUGCAGGGAAACAUUCGCAAGAUCAACUUCUGCCAGUUGUGUGGAGGCCCAACAAAGCAUGAGAUACCUGAUGGUGAAGAAAAGGUGAGAGCUAUCUGCACUCACUGUGGGAAGAUUACCUAUGAGAAUCCAAAAAUGGUUGUUGGUUGCCUUAUUGAGCAUGAUAAGAAGAUAUUAAUGUGCAGGCGGAAAAUUCACCCAUCAUACGGACUUUGGACACUCCCAGCUGGCUACAUGGAGAUUGGUGAAUCUGCUGCUGAGGGAGCAAUUAGGGAAACCUGGGAAGAGGCGAAUGCAGAAGUAGAGGUUCAGUCACCUUUUGCUCAAUUGGACAUCCCUCUUAUAGGCCAAACGUACAUGAUUUUCUUGGCGAAACUGAAAAAUCUCCACUUUUCACCAGGUCCAGAAUCGUCAGAAUGUCAGCUUUUUGAACUUGAUGAUAUUCCUUUUGAUUCUUUAGCAUUUUCAUCAAUGCUGGUAACCUUGAAGCUGUACAUUGAAGAUAUUAAAGUUGGAAGACCAAAGUUUCAUUAUGGCAUCAUUAACAAGAGGCCUGGAACAAGCCCUUCUGAAAUUCAUGCCUAUACUCUGGAUUUUCAUAUGCAAUCCUGAGAAGCCGAUAAAUUCUUUUCACAUAAGGAAAAAGACCAGAAUGUGGUCUGUUCGUCCAGAUAGAAAGAACUACAGCGCUUUCACUGAAUGGAAACAUCUGGAAAUGAAUUUCUUUUAUUAAAGUUUCAAGUUGUAUACUUGUGACAGUUCCGUUCUUUCUAAUCUAGUAAAAGUUUCAUGGUUUGAGUUGUU
Molecule: messenger RNA, 1145 nt
Organism: Lycium ferocissimum
Lineage: Eukaryota; Viridiplantae; Streptophyta; Magnoliopsida; Solanales; Solanaceae
Product: nudix hydrolase 23, chloroplastic
Exons: 7
Coding region: 141-953 (270 amino acids)
Molecular function (GO): hydrolase activity
Source: RefSeq, a predicted model, not a curated record